AUGGCAUCCAAUAUGAAAACAUGUUUUGUUGAGCGCAAGGACGCCAUUCAAGUCCAUGACCACUGUCCGGAACGGCCCUAUGUUGAGUUGGAGGUUCCUCAAGAUGCGAAGAGAGUCACUGCAGUUACCUUCGGUGGCAUAUCUCGCGAUCAAGGGUGGGCAGACAGAUCAGAAGCAGUCUCCUUUACAUGGUGGGAUGCUUCAGUUAAACGUCCAGAAGGACGUGGAGAUCUUCGCACGAUCACUGUUCUCAAUAACCGCCUGGCUAAUGAUGAACCUCAGGAUUGGUCUGAUAGAUGGACCGUUUUUCAUGGGCCAAGGCGAAGACUCUGGAUUGAAGCACUCCGACCAGGCGAUAUUAUUCAGUUAAUUCCUCGAGCUAUGUAUAUGGCUUGGGUGAACAUCAUCGACGGGGGCAGGAUCAAGAUUGAGUACGAACCUAAGGAAUUGGAAGAGGAGCUUCAAGCGAUGCAACUCACUUCAAAUGCUUCGCAUUAUACUGGGGCGUUGAGUGUCGAGAAGCAGGAUAUUCGACUCCUUCACGUUCAGCCAGGGACUUUUGACGAUCCGAUCAGAUGUUCUUUUCGCUUGGCAAGCCUGAAAGAAGUCGAGUCAAAAGGGAUCGGCUUCCACGCCUUAUCGUACUGCUGGGGAGAUCCCACCGAGCGAGAGGAAAUCUUCUUAUCUAAAGAAGGUGACUUUGACAAUGGAAAAGAAGGAAUACCUUUUAGUAUUGGAAAGUCUGCUGCCCAGGCUCUUCGUCGGUUGAGGCUGGAGAGUGAAAUCCUUGUUAUCUGGAUCGAUGCUGUGUGCAUUAAUCAAGAUGAUCUCGAAGAGAGGGCCCAGCAGGUCACGCUGAUGAGUCAGAUUUAUUCUUUGGCCUCAGUAGUUCACAUCUGGCUUGGUGAGGAUAACCACGGUAUCGAGGCUUGCUUGAAGCUCAUUCGAGAUAUUUGCAACUCGAACUCCGGACUAUGCCCAGGCGGUGAACAAUGCUCGUGUCUUGGAACAGCUCACACAACACCACUUGAAGAGAUCAGGGCGUAUGAGCAAAGCAAGAAGGAUGAGGGCCAUGCGAUAUCCUUCAAGGGAAUGUGGGAGGUUUUCGAUAUUCAUUUGAAGACCUGGACAAGGGAAAUCAUUGAUCUUGCAGGCUGGUAUGGAAACACCCAGCUGUCAUUCCUCAUGAGCACUCUCUAUGAGAACCCAUGGUUUACACGAGUAUGGGUGAUUCAGGAGGCUCUAUCAGCAAAACAACCGUUCAUACACUGCUCCGGUGAGCAAGUUCCAUGGGAAGAAGUGGUUCAGGUCAGCAAUUGGCUUGAAAAUCCUGGUUACUCAGGUCAAAGCCCCCAUAUCGCCUCACAGCAGAUUUCCAUGGCGGCUAUUUGGAAGACUUUAAAGCCGAAGGGGAGAACAACAGAGGUACCGACAACUCCCAUCGAAGCACAGGAUACGAAUGAGUUGUCGAGUAUUCUGGAAGUGUUUCUUUCAGGUCUGGAUCUCAAGGCGACUGAUCCUCGAGAUAAGCUGUUUGCUUUGCUCACCUUUGCGAAUGAGACGCAUGAUACUACGAAGUUGGAUGACUUGAUUCGACCUAACUAUGACAAGUCGAAAGAGAGAGUAUUUGCCGAUUUUACUCGCUGGUGGAUCCGGGAGCACAAUUCAGUUGCAAUCCUUUCGUCCAUUCAUUGUCAGCCGUCACGUACUUGGGUAAAGAUUCUAGGCCCGGACACUGAUGACCUAGUAACAAACCGACCAACUUGGUCUGUUGACAGCAAAGGAAGCUCAAGACGGACUCAAGCCAAUUUGAACGCCCGAUUUAAGUUCACAGCAGCAGGCGAUACAAAGCCAGAUCUUGAGCUUCUGAAGACCGACGAUCCUCUGAUUCUUCGACUUUCAGGGCUUCAUAUUACAGAGAUUAAGAACAUCAGUCACGCACCUAUCGAGUACAUCUAUCCUUACCAAGGCUCUACCGGAAAUCAAAGCGAAUUAUCUUAA
Fusarium redolens is the source of this 2001-nucleotide messenger RNA. RefSeq names its product heterokaryon incompatibility protein-domain-containing protein. NCBI's taxonomy places the organism in Eukaryota, Fungi, Ascomycota, Sordariomycetes, Hypocreales, Nectriaceae. Bases 1 to 2001 code for a protein of 666 amino acids. The transcript has 2 exons. The record is from RefSeq and is a predicted model, not a curated record.